Zerene cesonia (dogface butterfly) is the source of this 2367-nucleotide messenger RNA. RefSeq lists its product as uncharacterized. The record is from RefSeq and is a predicted model, not a curated record. Lineage: Eukaryota; Metazoa; Arthropoda; Insecta; Lepidoptera; Pieridae. Bases 91 to 2367 code for a protein of 758 amino acids. The transcript is spliced from 2 exons.
GUUAUUCAGUUUUUUAUAAGUAUUCUUUUUGAUUCAAAUUGAUAAAUACAAAAAUUAAUUAAAAUUUCCACUAUAAAAUAGAGAUUGAGAAUGAUUGAUAUAAGUGACGAUGAAGAAGUAAACAAAAAGUGUUUUAAAUAUCGACAUAAAUUGACGGAUAGUUUGAAUAUAAUUUACAAUGCAUCCAAUUCUACGUUAUGUUUAUGGAACAAAUACCAAAUUUUUAUUCACGAACAUUUAAAUUUCGAAGAUGCAGCCAAAAUCAUAAUUCCCGAGUUUCAAAUCAGAGAAUCUUUGCUGAUAGAUAACUACCUUCUUUGCUUAGAUUAUAGUAAUAAUGUGCAUUUAAUCUCUUUAAAAUUUAAACAUUCAGCUACAAAAAGACUCAAAAGUUCUUUUUCUCCCAGAGACCAAAAUAUAUUAACCAUGAAAAACAUUGGCAGUGAUGUGAUAUGUCUCAAACAGGAAAAUGGAAUUUGUUAUAUAUGUUCAUACAGAAUGAAGGUAGACUUUCAACUAACUAGAAACCAAGAAAUUCCUUUGAAAAAUAAAUUUGACAAUAAAGAAUGUCUACUUUACCUACAUGCACUUUCUCUACAGGAAUUUGAUACUAUAAAGGAAAUGUUUAAUUGCCAAGAUUGUGCUUGGAAGGACCAUUAUUUAAUUAUAAUAAGCUUUGACAAAAUGACAAUGUUCAGUUGCUUAUUUACAUACCAGGAUAAUAAUGAAGUCACUUUUAUCAAACUGUAUGUUUGUCCAACUGAAAUAGCUGAUGUCAAAAUUUUGAAUCGGAACCAUCCUCAAGUGCUAAUUGCCCUUUCAUCUGGUACAAUUAUAAAAUUAGAUUUAAAUAAAGAAAAGUCACAUAGAAUUGUCCAUAUGAAUAGCAGUAUAGAUAAAUUUCAAGAAAAUAAUGAUUCUAUGUUAUAUUCCGAUGGUGCUGUGAUGUGGAAAGCAGAUGAUAUAUAUGAAAACAAUAUUUCUUUUAGACAAUUAUUUGUAAAGCAAGUUAAGGAUUUUGUGAAAUGCAACGACCAAAUAGUUUGUACUACCUACACAAAAUUUAUUUACAUAUUUCCAAUUGAUGAUGAAUCUUCAUAUUUGAAGCCUGUUACCAAUGAAGAAUAUUGUUCAGCAGAACUUUUAUUAAACAAUACACACUACUUAGAAAGAAUAUUACAUGAAGUUAAUAAAAUGGAAGAACUCAUUAAGGAAAUUAAUGAAGAAAAGAAUCAUGUAACUGCUUUAGCACUGUCAAAUAAGCAAGAUCUAAUGGAUACUAUAAUCCAUUAUAAAGUUACUGUUUUCGAUGAUUAUCAUGAUAUUCUAAACAUAGAUAAUGUAUUAAUAUAUGCUGAUGAUCCCAAAGAUAUAUUUCGUAAAGACUCUUAUUACUUCUUGAUAAAUAUUACAACUUCACACCUUCAACAUAACUUCAAAGAAAUCCUUUCAAAUUUAUUUGGCGACCUUAGAAUACAUAUAACAUUACUAACAGAUGAAAAUAUUUUAAAAACGACUACAGUAAAGGUUCAAGGAGAACUUAAAAAAAUUGACAUUGUAGUAGCAUUGAGAACUAAAUAUUUGGACCUGAAGAAAAAGUUUUUUAUUAAUUUACAACUUGUUACAAGAAUACCAGGUGUUUUAGAUAUAAAACAAAACCUAUGGACAUGUUUGCAUGAAAAAUAUAUACCCCUAACAUCUGAAUACUUUAUACAAAGGAGAAAAACUUCAAAACAUGUUUACUUGAAGAAGAAUGGAAAUGAACUAAAAGACUUAAUUUUUGAAACAGUUGAUAAUCGUUUUGGUACUUUAUUUAGUAUUGCAAAAAAUCCUAUGAAAAUUAGGAAUGAGUGGGUGUUUUAUGUGAAAUUGCCUAGUGAUUACAAGCAGAUAUUUAACACAUGUAAUAUGGAGGAUAUUUUUGAUAAAAGAAAAUGUGAAUAUAUAAAAGAACUCAUCUCAAGUGAAGAUUUUUUGAAAUCUCAAACUACCCUCCAAUUUAGUAUAAGCAACGAAAAAGCUAACAUCGAAAUAUUAAACGAUGGUUUUUCUCGACCUGUAUUAAAAGUAUCCAGUACUCAUGCAAAAGUAGCGCUAGAUAUUCGUAAUUUUAUGGCUCAAAUGCUCUCUAAUGGUUUUGUCGGUUUACCCCAAGAGAUGGUUGUGAACUGGUCUUUAUACUCAGUCGUUGAGACUUUACAGAGAGCUGUUAAGGACUGUCUAAUGAAAAGAAACGCUGCUGAAGAAUUUUUCGAUUUACAUCAUACUUUUCAAAGAAACAUAAUAGCAAAUUUACCAAUUUCUCACGUGUUUUAUUUUUCACUAGAAGAUCGCCCCGGCUUCGCCCGAGGUAAAAAUGUAGCUUAA